Messenger RNA from Talaromyces marneffei, 981 nucleotides. RefSeq lists its product as uncharacterized. Gene Ontology annotation, molecular function: methyltransferase activity. The record is from RefSeq and is a predicted model, not a curated record. The coding region runs from base 1 to 981 and encodes 326 amino acids. NCBI's taxonomy places the organism in Eukaryota, Fungi, Ascomycota, Eurotiomycetes, Eurotiales, Trichocomaceae. The transcript is spliced from 5 exons.
AUGAGCGGCACCGGCACGCUGGAGAUUGAUAGCGGGGAGCUGUACGACGCCGAUACGAUAUUGAGUACUGAAGCAGAGACUCGCUACAGCCCCUCGUCGCUACAAAGCUACAACUUCGAAAAUGGCCGCCGCUACCACGCCUACCGCGACGGCGUCUACAUGAUGCCCAACGACGAAAAGGAGCAGGAACGUCUCGACCUCGCGCACCACAUCUUCAAAAUGCUUCUCCGCGGCCAUUUGCAUCGCACCCGACUGCCGCAUCCACCUCGUCACGUCCUCGAUUUCGGUACGGGGACAGGGUCGUGGGCUAUCGAUUUCGCCGAUCUACACCCCGAUAGCCAUGUGGUGGGCAUUGACCUGUCGCCGAUUCAGCCAAGUAAUACACCGCCUAAUUGUCGAUUUUUUGUCGACGAUAUCGAGUCACCGUGGACGUUUGAUUCGAAAUUCGAUUUUAUACAUGCCCGAGCGAUGUCCGGGUCGAUUAGGGAUUGGGAUACGUUGUUGCAACAGGCGCUGGAGAAUCUGAAUGAAGAUGGGGUUAUUGAGUUGCAGGAAUACGAGGCGGCGUACAAGUCGGACGAUGGGACGUUGGAGAGGACGGAGGCGAUUCGCACGUGGCAGCGGCAGUUGAAUGAGGCGAGUGAGAGGGUCGGCCAACCCAUGAACUCCGUCGAAACGCUAAAAGCCCGACUGGAGAAAUGCGGCUUCGUCGAUGUACGCGAUGAUGCGUACAAGCUCCCCGUCGGCCCCUGGCCCAAAGACCGCCGCCUCAAAGAGAUAGGUUAUAUGAUGCUCUUCCACUGCUUCGAAGCACUAGAGGCAUUUACACUAGCUCCCUUCACGCGCGUCCUCGGCUGGUCCAGCGACGAAAUGCGUCAAUUGAUGGAGGGAGUCAAGGCCGAAUUGGCCACUGCGCAGAAUCAUUUGUAUGUGGUUAUCCAUUUUGUGUAUGGACGGAAGCCGGCGAAACCUUCACCAUGA